AUGGAUAUCAACUCGAACAAUAUCUUCAAUCGUGGCAACAUAACACGGCUUCUUCAGAGAGCAUUUGGCAACAGUUUCAAAGCCUACAAGCUCAGGAAGGCCCUGAAAGCUUAUUCGGCAGUCGGGGCUGGGCCUCAGGCUCUUCGGGGUACCAAGCUCAUGUGGCUCAAGGCCAACACGAAGCGUACGGAGCGGAAGAAGGCUCAGAUAGGACAAGGAGAAAAGGAAAGCAGGUACUUCAGGGAGAAGGCUCGGCACCCCGAAGAAUGCACGUUCUGUCAGACGCGGAGGAUUCUGUCCAAUCCCCGCGACAAGAAUCUUAUUGAGAGGCUAAAGACACUUCGUCUGGACUACUGGAGAAAUCGCGAUCAAAGGCGCCGAGGCUCUUUCGGAUUUCCUACUCGGACUCAACAGAGAGAUCUCUUGGCACUCUUUGGCAAAUGGAUGCAACAAAACACAUCCCUUCCUGAGCCAGUCAGAGAAGAGGAGUUCGACGAACAGUUCGAGCAAGCAAAUUGGCUUCUCACAAGCGCGUUCUGUGCAGCUCAUCAAAUUGGACUUUCACUCGAUCCAGCGGAGCGUGAAUUUCUCACAGCACUCUUCGAGAAACGAGGGAAGGCCUUGUUAGCAUCACCAAACCCGGAAAAGGAACGUAGAAGAAGAGAAGGUCAACAAAUGCGAGAGAGGUCACUCCUGCCCAGCGAAGAGGAAGAGACGUGGUUGAAAGACACUUUUCGAGCUGAGGCUUCCUCGAGAUACAACGACCAGGACGAAGGUGAAAUAAGGUGGAGAAGGCUGUCUGCACUCCUCACGCUCGCUAUGGGAGCUUUUGAAUUCAACCAGCCUCCGAUCACGGAACCUACGCGGGUGAAGCUGAGACACAUUUUCCAGAAUAUUGUGGUCGGAAGGGAGCACGAAAUGCAGCUUAGAAAGGAAGGCGCAGAGAAAAACAGUCGCCGAGGUCUUAUCAACAUCUCGAACUGA
This is a messenger RNA of Acaromyces ingoldii, 984 nucleotides long. RefSeq lists its product as hypothetical. NCBI's taxonomy places the organism in Eukaryota, Fungi, Basidiomycota, Exobasidiomycetes, Exobasidiales, Cryptobasidiaceae. Bases 1 to 984 code for a protein of 327 amino acids. The record is from RefSeq and is a predicted model, not a curated record. The transcript has 2 exons.